This is a messenger RNA of Glycine soja, 2850 nucleotides long. Its product is annotated as protein GAMETE EXPRESSED 1-like. The record is from RefSeq and is a predicted model, not a curated record. The transcript has 6 exons. The coding region runs from base 744 to 2525 and encodes 593 amino acids. Lineage: Eukaryota; Viridiplantae; Streptophyta; Magnoliopsida; Fabales; Fabaceae.
GAAAGCCACGAUGAGAUUUAAUUAGCCAUCUUCACUCUCUUCCCAGAAGUUAACGUUUUAAACACUCAACUUUAGGUUCGAGACAUCCAACAAUAGGGUCUAAUUAAGGGGUUUGGCAUAGAAAAGCAAAGCAGUAAUGUAAAUUAAGAGUUUUGAUAGUCUCCAAACUUUGUUUCCCUUUGCCUUCAUAAACACGUAGUUUGCAGCAAAGAAACAUAAGACUGAGGUGUUGUCCAGAAAAAAGAAAAAAGAACAAAGAACAAAUAAUUAUUUGCAAUUAAAACAAAACUGAAUGUAAAUAUUUGGAGUAAAUUAUAUUAAAAGCCAACCGUCAUAAUUCCUAGUGUACCAUUACACCAUAUAACAUAAGCAGCCUACUAGAAAUUAUUCAUUCUUGUCCCAAACAAACAUUUUGAUCUCCUAAAAAAAACAAACAUUUUGCUUUUGUAGUCCUCUGUACUGAAAACAACCUUUUGCUUUGUGUUGGUCAAAUUUAUAAUUUUAUAUCUUAAUGUUGACAUGUGAAGUUUAUAUGGCAUGUUUCAGCUUCUCAAUUGAUUUCAUAUUCUGGAUUUCGUCCUUUAUUUUUUUAGUGAUUGUGUGGAACAUAAUCUCUAUAACCAUUUAAGUUAUGAAACAAAUAGUUUUUUGACGACAAAAGUUUAUUAGUUUUAUGGUGUGUCUGAUGCAGACUUGAUUAUCGUUGCAGAUCUUGGACAUAAAUUCUGAUAAAAUUCUCCCCAAUGGUGGAUCAUCGGAGUCAUCUUCUUGUUUUUAUUUUACUCUUAUUCUUAUUAAGGGGCGAGUCAUGGGGAUGGUUUUCAUCAUCUCAGGAGACUCCCUCUAGUGACAAGGCUCAUGCCAAUGAAGGCAAUUUUAGAGUUCCAAGUGCUGAGUUCUCUAUUGAGUCCUUCAAUGACCACAAGGGAGUGAAGUUAAUAGAAAAUGCUAAGAAGAAAAUGAUUAGCUCAAACUCGUGCUGGCAAAAUGCUUAUCAACAUCUUUUUGCUGGGUGUUCUGAAAUCUUGGCUGUUGAUGAGAAGAGGUCUAGAUUGGCUUGGCACCUAAGUGAUUGCUUUCAGAGGGAUUCUGGCAGGUCUCCUUUUCCCCAUUGUGACCCCAAAUCUUCCAUUGCUGUAUGCUCAAGAUCCUUAGAUGACCUUGCCCAUAAGGUUUACCUUGAAUUCUACCUCGAAACCAACACCAUUUGUUAUCAAUUGCAGGCACAUGCAUUCAAAUAUGAAACUGAGAGACUUGUGACUGAAUUAAAAAAUUCAGCCCAAUAUGUUGAGGACAAGUUAGAUAGCAUUGAAGAGAAAUCAGAACAUCUAUUACAAGGCUCAAGACAGAUUCAUGAUUCUCUUGAUUCAAUUGGUAGCCACACAAAACAAGUAGCUCAAACUGCUAAAAAUCUGGAAGGUCACAUUGAUUCUGUAUUAACCCAUUCGAGGAGUGUUUACGAUCAAACUACAAAAAUUGCAUUAUCACAAACACAGAUAAAAGAAGGGCAAGAGAAUAUGAAGAGAAGCUUGAAGGAUGGGGUAGCGAUGCUCAAAGACUCUUACAAUUAUUUGGGCAAAGAAAUUGAAAAGAUAAGAAAUGAAGCCAUUGAGAUUGAAAAUGAGGUAAUUAAAGUUGGAAAUGCCAUGUCAUCAAGGAUGGACAACCUGCAAAGCAAAGCUGGGGAUAUUGGGAAUAUGACUGGGAUUUCCUUAGAUAAGCAACAACAACUUUUAGAUGGGCAAUCCACAGCACUUGAGGGCCUAAACUCAUUGACUGAGUUUCAAGCCAAAGCACUAGAAGAGAGCAGGAAAACCCUACAAUAUUUUGCUGAAUAUGGGCAUCGACAACAUGAAGAGCUUAUUCAGCGUCAACAACAGAUUAAAGGAUUUCAUGAUCGUUUAAUGGAAAACUCAAGGGAAAUAUUGUCUUCUCAGGAAUCUUUUGAAUCAAAGCAAGCUUCCAUGUUUGUUGUUUUAGACAGGAUUUUUGCUUUGCAAAAUACCUUGUUACUUGAAUCAAGAAUGAUCAAAGCUUUCUUCGUUUAUUCCAUAUUAAUCUUUGUCAUCUUCAUGUUGACCAGUACAAAGCAAACAUACAAUAUCAGGCCAUUCCUAUACAUAGAGCUUUGUGCUACUCUCGUUGUGGAAGUACUCAUUAUCCGAUUAACAAGUGAUAACAUUGAGCACCAAACGUGGAUAAUAAGCAUGGUCCGAUUAUUCUUCAUGGUAGCAGCCUUAGUUCAACUUCUACAUGCCAUUUUCACAUACAAGAACUAUGAGACCUUGAACCAUCAAAUGCUGCUAACUCUGAUAAACAAGGUUAACAGUAUGCAAAAAGAAAAGGAGUUGUCAUGGGACUUGGAUUCUGAUUAUGAGGAUUGGUCUGAAUGGGUAGAUGCCGAUUUACCUGAUGAUGUGAAUUGCCUUGAUGAUCCUGACUAUAUACUUCCACAAGAAGUUGCAGAGAAUUCAAUGACAGUUAAAAAAAAUUAUAAUCUACGCAAUCACAAUCUUUUUCAUUGAUUGUUUACCACCCCAAUACUAAUUUAGUAAUUAGAACUUUGAUGUCAUCAGGUGCAUAUCUCUUUAUUCCGUUAACUAGUUUUAUGAUUCUGGAUUAUGUACGUACUAGUGUAUGUGUAACCUGUUAUUUCACUACAUAUGAAGGUUGGUAUGUAGUGGGGAGAUACUAAUAUACGUAAAUAUAAAUAUAGUUGGAAACAUAUGUAACACAAUUACUUGUGAUUAGGAGUAGUUGACUUCUGAGAAUUUUCGCUAUAUUCCGAUGGUAGAAAUGUUUUAUCUAAGUUCUAAUCAAAUACACUCAUUAAAUUUUUGGAAUAUAAGU